CCCGAUUAUACCUAAGAAACAGCUAAGCCAAUUUCUCCGAGCAGGUCCCGGUUUCCUUCUUAGUCGCCGUUGUCUUUCUUCCUUCACACAAUUUUUUUUUUUUUAAUUAAAAGAUACAAAAGGAAGAACUGGGUAAUUUUUCUUGUGUUCCCAUAUCAAAAUCUUGUCUUGGUUCAAAAUUUGCAAACAAUAACCUUAAAUUACCCAAUCCCUAUCUCUGCUCUGUUCUCAGUUGUUCAUAUUUUCAGGCGGUAACUUCCUGCGGGUGGUGGAUGCAUUUGUUAGAUAGUUGGUUGAUGCAUUUGAGCAGCAUUUUUUGAGGUAAUCUGAAAGAUGGAUCUUGAAGGAAAAAGAUUUGGGAGGGGCAAUAGAGAACUUGGAGGUGCUCGUGAUCUCAUAAAUCAAUAUAGGCUUUGGCCAUACUAUGAAUUCUUCUGCAAGAGGUCACUUCCGCUGUCAAUUUCGGAGACACAUUAUCUUCAGAAUGUGGUUGGUGACACAAAAAUCAAGAAGGGAGAAGGAAUGGAACUGGAUCAGCUCUGUAGGGACACCUCCAUGAGUGAGAAUAAAGCUUGCUUGCGUCCUUUUGACUUAGGUGUACUAAGUGAAGCUUUCCAUGUGAGGGAAAUGGAUCCUAUCCACCUUUCUUCUGCCCAGAAGGGGCUACCAAAUGCAGCGCCAAAGUUGGAGAACCAACCUAGAGAGAAUGAGAGAAAGAACAGAAAGGACAAAGAUAUCUAUAGAAAUGGUGAAAAGUAUAGGAAGCACAAACGACAUCGAGUAAAAGAUGGAAGUUGUGUAGAAAACAAUAGAAUUAGACAGCAUGAUUCACAGCCAUUGCAAUUGAAGAAUCAACUAGACAAGAAAAGGAGGGCUGAGACAAGCAACAAUCCUUCAGUUUGCAAGCGAUCAAAUACUAGACAAUGAGAAGCACAAACAGAAUUGCAUAAUUUUUUUUUCCUGGGAAUAUGUGAUCCGUUCAGAAGCUAACAGUAAACUCUGUUUUGCUACAUCAACAAUUUGCUGUUCUUUUUGUAUUGUGAAUCUGUUAUUACAUGUUCCCAUCGCCAUUUGGCUGUUCUAAAUAUUGAAAUGAUCGAAAAACUAACUGAGCAGGUGUGCAGUAGAUUUAGCCCAUAAAAUCAUCUAAGCAAAUAUUCGGCCCUAAAUUGGUUA
Gastrolobium bilobum is the source of this 1176-nucleotide messenger RNA. RefSeq names its product probable mediator of RNA polymerase II transcription subunit 19b. The coding region runs from base 334 to 927 and encodes 197 amino acids. Gene Ontology annotation, cellular component: mediator complex. Gene Ontology annotation, biological process: positive regulation of transcription by RNA polymerase II. The transcript has 5 exons. NCBI's taxonomy places the organism in Eukaryota, Viridiplantae, Streptophyta, Magnoliopsida, Fabales, Fabaceae. The record is from RefSeq and is a predicted model, not a curated record. Gene Ontology annotation, molecular function: transcription factor binding; transcription coregulator activity.